AUGUGCUGGCCCGUGGAGUGGUUCAAGGAAGACCUGCCUGUGGAAACUAAAGACGGCUCGGCCAUGGACGUGGUGGUGGAAAAAAUCAUCAACCAGUCCAACAAGAUUCCGAAGCUCAUGGAUCCAUAUGUGAAGGGCCAGGUGCAGGAGCCACUAGAGAUCCCGAAGCCAGACACGCCGCCCAAGCUGAACGUCCUCGCCUUUGGAGACCACUCGGGCUACUGCAAGAACUUCUUUGCAAAUGCACCCGAGGGCCGAAUAAGCAUGAAGAAGGUGGUGGAGAACUAUCACUCCCUCACCCAAGAGGAUGUCAAGAAGCUAGUCAACGAGCCCAAGAAGGGAUGGGACUUGGUCAUCUUCACCGUGGGCUGCGACCCACCCAGGAGCAACAGCAUCCCGGACGUCAUCGAGCAGAACACGGUGAUUUCCAGACUGUACUUUUGGUUGGCCUACGAGCUUCAGAGAGCUGAAACCAACACAAAGAUCUUUUGCCUCGUGCGGGGACUCUUCCACGAGGACAAGAAGACCCACAUGAAGGCUGGUCUGGGCCUCUGCGUCUCGGGCACCUUGUUCGGCAUGUCCAACACCCUCCGGCAGGAGCUGGAGCUUUGCGAUAUACACUUCUGCGACACCGAGUACUUCCUCUCGGACGACAGCGAUGUCUGGUCCCGCGUGGCUGCAGAAGCCUUUCGGGACACGACCUUUGGCAUGGUGGACGUCCGGAUCCUUUCCUCGGGCAGGUACGUGCAGAGACGGGUCUCUUCGAAGGCCUACCAAGCGGCGAACAAGGAGUUCCCACUGCCCAGCGAGGGCAUCAUUGCCAUCUCUGGAGGAAACGGCGCCCUGGGCCUGGUUAUGGGCAAUUGGCUCCUGGACAAGGCUGCCGAGCAGGGAGUCGGCGGGUUUGAGAUCAAGUUCCUCUCCCGUUCGAUGAAGAUCUCCGACUUGAACAUGCCACUUUGGAAAGACAUCGAGGCGAAGGCUGCAAAGCUGGGCAUCAAAGUCGAGCAAGGCAAGAUGGACAUGUCCUCGCAGGAGGGCUGCAACAAGUUCGUCGAGUCCUGCAACGGCAUGCUCAAAGGCUUCAUCCAUUCCGCGGGCGUUCUGCAAGACUCCAUGCUCAUGAACUUGACCUGGGAGAAGUUCGAGACGGUCUACCAGUCCAAGCACCACGCAGCCCUGUUCUUGCAUCAGGCAUUGGAGCUGAACCCGCAGAAGGACUUGCGGUUCAUGUGGAAUUUCUCCUCCACGUCUGUGUACGGCAACAUGGGGCAGCUGAACUACUCCGGCUCCAACUCCUUCCUGGACGUUCUCACGCGCCAUCGCAAGGCCAAGGGCCGACCAUCCCUGGCCAUUCAGUGGGGCGCCUGGGGCGACGUGGGGAUGGCCGCGACCAUGACCGACGCCAUGCGUCUGCGCACCAUGAACUCGCCCAUGCCCUACUUCUCCAACAAGGAGGGCCUGUACGGCCUCGAGUGCGGCCUAGCCACAGGCCUUGCCUACUUCAGCGUCUUCAAGUUCAAUCCACAGGUGAUGAUGGGCUCGGUCCAGCCCCCAGAGCCGGUCCAAGCAUGCUACCACCGCAACCACUACUGCGAGGUCUGCCCCACGCCCAUGGCGCCCGCCCUUGAGCGAAAGCACUACUACACCAUCUUCCGGAUGGCGAAAGGCCAGCAGACUCGGAGCAUUUCAGCUGUGCCGCUGGUCUACAACGCCUACGUCAAGGCUGCUGCUGCAAAGCACGCGGCUGAAUGGAGCGACGAUUUCCGACAAUGGAGGCUGUAUGCACUGGGCGCCGAUUCCCAGGCAUUCCUGCCCCGAAACAUCCCACCCAGCGAGGCUUCUCUGCUGGGCUUCCUGGAUGCAGCUACCAGGGGCCUAUGCAAAGCUCCCGGCAAGCUCCGCAUCUACGACCCCUUCUUCUGCGCUGGGGCGGUGGUGAAGCAUCUGGGGGAGCUGGGCUUCCCACACGUCUACAACAAGUGUGAGGACUUUUAUGCAGUUGCCGAAGAGGGGCGUGUCCCCAAGCACGACGUCCUGGUGACAAACCCUCCUUACAGCGGCGAGCACGUGGAGUACCUCCUAAGAUUCUGUCGUUCGAACGCAAAGCCGUUCCUGUUGCUGAUGCCCAACUAUUUCUGCUCAAAGGACUUCUACGACGAUGCCCUUGGUGGCUCCUCCAAGUCCGUGCUGUACCUAUGCCCCCGCAAGCGCUACUUCUACUGGACGCCAAAGGGAUUGCGCACGCGGUCGCGGGUGCAGUCGCAACACGCCGGAGAUGGAGGCAACCGAACUUCGCCUUUCAUCAGCUUCUGGUACAUAGACCUGUCGCCACUCCUGUCGGCGAAGGCCCUCCUGCGCUGGUGGCAGGAGGGCGCCGCCGGUGAAGGAUCGAAGCUUUGCCGGCUAUCGGAACUGCCGAGAAGUUGCCAGCCGUGA
Molecule: messenger RNA, 2439 nt
Organism: Symbiodinium natans
Lineage: Eukaryota; Dinophyceae; Suessiales; Symbiodiniaceae
Source: the annotation of a GenBank genome assembly